Molecule: messenger RNA, 432 nt
Organism: Sceloporus undulatus (fence lizard)
Lineage: Eukaryota; Metazoa; Chordata; Lepidosauria; Squamata; Phrynosomatidae
Product: ATP synthase F(0) complex subunit C3, mitochondrial-like
Exons: 1
Coding region: 1-432 (143 amino acids)
Biological process (GO): proton motive force-driven ATP synthesis; proton transmembrane transport
Molecular function (GO): proton transmembrane transporter activity
Source: RefSeq, a predicted model, not a curated record
AUGUUUGCCUGUGCCAAGCUGGCCACUGGUUCCCCUGCAUUGAUGUGUAUGGGAUCAAGAAUCCUUUAUAGACCAAUUUCUGUAUCAGUGUUGUCUAGGCCGGAGGUUAGGACUGGAGAGGGCAGUACACCUUUCCUUACUGGGGCUCAAAACAUAGGCAGUCACCUAGCACUAAGGGAAUUUCAAAGGAGUGCUAUCAGCAGAGACAUUGACACUGCUGCCAAAUUUAUUGGUGCUGGUGCUGCCACAGUAGGAGUGGCUGGUUCUGGUGCUGGUACUGGAACAGUCUUUGGAAGUGUAAUCAUUGGUUAUGCAAGAAAUCCUUUUCUGAAGCAGCAGUUGUUCUCCUAUGCUAUUCUGGGAUUUGCCCUGUCUGAAGCCAUGGAUCUCUUCUGUCUGAUGGUUGCUUUCUUGAUCUUGUUUGCCAUGUGA